CAGGCCUUCUUCGUGGCGCCACACAGAAACCGCCCGGAAAUCCCCACCUCCUCUGCUGUUCCCCGAGAAUCCCCACAUCCUCCCCCGCUCUUCCCCGCAACUCCCCCAAUCCCUAUUGAUCACGGCGGCGGAGAGUCGCUUAUGCUGAAAGCAACAGGAUGUGUUCUCUCCUCAUUUUUUUCUGAAGUUUUGAGAUAUAACGACGCUCCUGUAGUCAAGUUUGGACUUCUACAUCACCUAACUGGUUAACAGUGGCAUGUCUGCAAAGGUGCCAAGGCUCGUAGAAGGUAACUCCAGUGGCAUGGGAAAUUGGGCUACUCUUCAAAAUGAUAUUAUUGGGAUAAUAAUAAAGAAGCUUGCCAUCCCUGACUAUAUCAGAUUUCGUGCUGUGUGCACCUCUUGGAACCAUGCCUGCAGGGAUGUGUCAAACCGUCCAAGGGUAGACCCAUGGCUGAUGCUCCCCCCAAUUCAGCUUGGUGCUCAAUUUUUUUGUGUUCCUGAAAGAAAGAAUCAAAUCAUCCAUCUCCCUAGCACUGUCUCACUCUUUGGAUCUCUAUGGGCUCCGAUUGGUUCUUCCCAUGGUUGGCUUAUCUACUUCAGUCAAACUCAUGGAACCAUGCAGCUGGUUAAUCCCAUCAGUGGCACACAGAUCCAACUCCCCCCAAUAGGACGUAGGGCCUUCUCUAAGGCCAUGUUGCUUGAGAUGAAUGAGAGGAACUUCAUUGUUGCUGUCCUUUAUGGUGACCAGAAAGGUUAUAAAGUAACACGAAAAGGAUCUAAUAGCUGGUCAUCGGUUGAAUCAAAACACAUUUUGGAUGAUAUCAUCAAGCAUAGAGGUCAGCUGUACACCUGUGAUAUGUACGGUACGGUUGAGCUGUGGGCAGAGCCGCCCCGUGCAUGGCCAGAUGAGGAAGUCACGCAUCAAUGGAGGUUUCGCUGUCUGGUGGAGACCCCAGCUGGUGAUUUGAUUAGGGUUAAGCGCCAGAGUCAGAAUAAGUUUGCUGUUUGGAUCUUGGAUAAGGAGACCUUUUCUUGGGUGGAAAUUGACAAUAUUGAGCCUCUUGCGCUUUUUGUCAGCUACUACAACUCGGUCUGUUUCCUGGCGAAGGACCACCCCAACCUGAAAGCAAAUUGCAUCUACUUCAUCGACACCAACAACAACCUGUGCGCAUUCAACCUCGAGAACGGAACUAAGGAGCUUGUUGAAACCCUUGCAAUUGGCCUAGCCCGUAACGACUAUUACCGUAGGCCUCUGCGAGACCAGCUAUUAUGGUUCAUCCCUUCACUGAAAUAGCUAGGUAGCAAGGGAAAGUUGUGCGCCGGUUUAUCCUAAGGUAGACUCAUAUGCGAUAGCAGGCUUGUAUGGCACUUGUAUCCCCAAAGUUAACUGUAUGAACAUGCUUGUGGUACUUUUGUGGCUUAGUCAACUAUUUGAGCUUUGAACAAAUCGUGUAUAUGAAUUUGAAGUGCUGUUUUAAGGUGAUUUGGUUUGUAAA
Messenger RNA from Phragmites australis (common reed), 1496 nucleotides. Its product is annotated as F-box protein At2g05970-like. The coding region runs from base 257 to 1294 and encodes 345 amino acids. The transcript has 3 exons. The record is from RefSeq and is a predicted model, not a curated record. Gene Ontology annotation, molecular function: protein binding. Lineage: Eukaryota; Viridiplantae; Streptophyta; Magnoliopsida; Poales; Poaceae.